AAGAAUCUUCUGGUUUCAGCUGAUUUUUAUUCCACUGAUUGUCAAUUAUUCUUUGUUUUUUCAUUUCACUAGUUUGUCAUUAAAUUGUGUAUCACUUGAAUGCGGUGGAACGUGGAAACAGUGUGUGUCGGAUCCUCGCGUUGGUCCUCGAAGGCAGCACUCUGUUUUCUCCUCUCACUCUUCGCAGCAGCAGAACACUGAUGGGAUGGAAACACCGGGGGAAAGAGUUUCUGCAGUUGUUUAAAAUUAACUUUCUCCUGUGCGUGUUUCUGUGAUUUUGAGGAUCUUUUCUCAACUCUUUGCUUUUACAACAGUGCGCCGGGAUGUUUUAUGCACUCCUGCUCGCGGCGCUCGGUGUUUUGGCGCGUUUGGACACUUUUACGCACGGCUGCCAGCUGCCAACCGAGUGGCGCCCGCUGAGUGAGAGCUGCCGGGCGGAGCUGGCGGAGAUCAUCGUGUACGCCCGCGUCCUGGCGAUCCACCGGGAGCCCCUCUUGGGCGACGGGGCGGGCAGCCUGUACAACUCGCUGCCUUUCCCCUUCGGGUACGGCUACGAGGGCGCAGAGGAAGGACUGCUGUACUCGGCGGAGGUGGAGUUGCUGUGCGACCAGGCAUGGGGCAGCAUGCUGGAGGUGCCCACGGGAUCCAGACUCAACCUGACCGGACUGGGCUAUCUGUCCUGCCAGUCUCACACCGUGAUGGAGAACUACUCCUACUUCUUCUUCCUCAGGAUGGAUGAGAACUACAACAUCCUACCCCAUGGUGUUAACUUUCAAGAUGCCAUCUUUCCUGACACAACUGAGCACAGGCGCAUGUUCUACAGCCUCUUCCAGUUCUCCAACUGCACCCAAGGAAGUCAACCAUUCCACAUCUUCAGUCCUGAAUGGGACACCCAAGAGGACAGCAGGCUGCUGUGCCCCUCGGUGCAGACGGCGCUAUUUGAGGAGGAGGAGCGAGGUCGCAAACUGCAGGAGCGCCUUGCUGCAGCAGAGAGGAGGAACAGGCAACUGAAGGAGCGCGUUCGCAAGGUGAAGCGCUCCCUGAGGAACGCCCGAAAGGCUGCACGCAAGGCCGAGCAGGAGGCUCGUGAGCUGCAAGAGAAGCUGAAGGCUGCAGAGCGGCGAGCGGGGCAUUACCUCAACACCAUAACGCAGGAGGAACCGCCUCCUGGGCGCUACACCAGCACAGGCAUACUACUUUAGCUUGAACUAGUCACAUCCACGAAGACUGAAAUCUCUGUGGAGCGAGAGACUGCUGGGAAGUCUCUACGGAAGAGACAAACAUGUACAC
Thalassophryne amazonica is the source of this 1290-nucleotide messenger RNA. It is a transcript of the gene ccdc3a, whose product is annotated as coiled-coil domain containing 3a. The record is from RefSeq and is a predicted model, not a curated record. Gene Ontology annotation, cellular component: extracellular region. The transcript is spliced from 4 exons. Bases 324 to 1202 code for a protein of 292 amino acids. NCBI's taxonomy places the organism in Eukaryota, Metazoa, Chordata, Actinopteri, Batrachoidiformes, Batrachoididae. Gene Ontology annotation, biological process: negative regulation of gene expression.